Molecule: messenger RNA, 486 nt
Organism: Triticum aestivum (bread wheat)
Lineage: Eukaryota; Viridiplantae; Streptophyta; Magnoliopsida; Poales; Poaceae
Exons: 1
Coding region: 80-268 (62 amino acids)
Source: RefSeq, a predicted model, not a curated record
GUGAGCAUUUGGACUCCACGCACAGUACAACACAGCACAGAAGAAGCAGAACGGAGGAGCAAGAAGAAGAUCGGCGGCGAUGGAGUACGAGUACCAGUACAUCAGCGGCGGCGCCGGCAGCUUCGCCAAGGAGAAGAGGCCUCCGGCGAAGAGGGGCCAGGUCAAGCUCCAGAUGGUGAGGGCGCUGAGCAACCUCGUGUCUCCCAGCGGCGCUGCUGAUGGCUCCAAGCAAGCCAAUCGCAACAGCUUCAGAAGAGAAACAAGCUAGUAGUACAGCUGAAGAAGUGAAGAAGAGAUUGGAUUUUCAACACCCGGGUGUCUAGGCACCCGGUUAUCUCCCCCGUCCGUUCAGAAAAUAGCUGCUCGGGAUCUGGACCAGGCCCUGUACCCCUGGUUCUAUUAACAGUCUAUAGGAUUCCUUUAAGCGCCAGCUCUGGGCCUAUUCUCUCACUGUUCAUCGUAGGGCAGAAUCCCACUUCGCCUGUA